AUGGCUUCUUCCAAGUUCUUGAUCAUUGCUUUUAUGGCUACUUUGGCUCUCUCGAGCAUCGAUGUCGGCCAAGCUGCCCGCCAUCUCUUGCAAACCGCUCCACCCUUGGUGCCAAACCUUCCGGUGAUUCCAACCGGGAUACCACCAUUGCCUGCCUUGUCAAACCCUACUCUUCCAAAUUUACCACAACCCACAUUACCUAAGGUUAAUCUCCCUCCGCUUCCGAGCUCUCCGGUGAACAUCCCCAGCGGGCUAGCAUUGCCACCGCUCCCGAACAUGGCUCUUCCGAACUUUCCAUCAAUCCCUACCAUUCCAACUUCAUUUCCUUCCAUCCCAUUUUUAUCUCCUCCUCCUGCAACUUCUUCCUCCCCCUAA
Messenger RNA from Cucumis melo (muskmelon), 375 nucleotides. Its product is annotated as protein PELPK1-like. The transcript has a single exon. The coding region runs from base 1 to 375 and encodes 124 amino acids. NCBI's taxonomy places the organism in Eukaryota, Viridiplantae, Streptophyta, Magnoliopsida, Cucurbitales, Cucurbitaceae. The record is from RefSeq and is a predicted model, not a curated record.